AUGAGCCUGUUAAUACACGUCCUGCGUUCCCAUUACGGCGAUGGGGGCGAUGGCUCUCUUGCUCGUCGCUGGGAAUUUCGCGAGGACUAUCCGCUUGAGGGGAGUGAACGAUCGCUCUUUACUGCUAUGGGUAUAAUCGCCCUGUCCUCGUUGGUGUCUACGCUUGGGCUCCUUUCAUUCCUUACCUAUCGAUUCAUCUUCUGGCAGCGGUACUACAAGCAUCCGCUCGCAAAGAACCAGUAUGUCGUGCUCAUUUACAAUCUGCUACUUGUCGACUUGCAGCAGGCCAUUGCCUUCCUUAUGAGUCUAUAUUGGGCUUCUCAGGGCAGUGUGCAUUUUGGCACACCGGCUUGCUAUCUCCAGGGAUGGUGGAUCCAGACUGGCGACCCGGGUAGUGGGUUGUUUGUUCUCUCAAUUGCUUUGCAUACUGGUGCUGUGGUUCUGCGUGGCCGGCAGCUUCCAUUCAAUACUUUCGUGUACUGUGUGAUAGGGCUGUGGAUGUUCAUUCUCAUUCUGGGAUUCAUCCCCAUCGGUCUAUACGGCUCUGAAGCAUUUGUUAUUUCCGAAGCUGCUUGGUGUUGGAUCAGUCCCAAACACGAAAGUGAACGAUUAUGGGGCCACUAUAUCUGGAUUUUCCUUUCUGAAUUCGGGACUAUCGUCCUAUACGCCAUCAUGUUCUUCUAUCUCCGACGCCGUAUGACACAAUCGAAGAUGCUCCGCCGAGGUCAACAAGAGAGUCUGCAUAGACUCAACCGGGUCGUCAUUUACAUGGUUAUCUAUCCGUUGGUUUACCUGGUUUUGUCGUUGCCACUUGCCGCAGGUCGAAUGGCUACUGCCCGGGGCGAUUCUCCAAGCAAAACCUAUUUCGGUGUAGCGGGCUGCUUGAUGGCUCUGUCUGGCUUGAUGGAUGUGGGAGUCUACACAUUGACCCGCCGUCAUCUGCUCAUUGAUACCGAGCACAGCACUACAGAUCGCAAUUAUGACAUUACGGACUCUCAAUGGCAAACCCAAAUCACUACCACCGCAGGUGGGGGUACCGGGAAUCGGUCUCGGAAGGGAGGAUUCAACAUGGGAUCUCGCUUGGGCUCCAAAUUCCGCCGAAGCAUUCCUGCAGCCGAUAAAGAAACGAGAAAGAGCCCAUUCGAUGAUUCAACUGAGGACAUUGUUCCCAAGGAUGACAUGGAAAUGUCUAAUUUCGGUGCCGUGUACCAGGAGACCACCAUUGAGAUCUCCCAUGAGCCAGCCACCUCGGCAGAAUCAGUUGAUGGCACAUCGCGCCGGAGCGGCUAA
This is a messenger RNA of Penicillium macrosclerotiorum, 1290 nucleotides long. RefSeq names its product protein gprD (gene gprD). The coding region runs from base 1 to 1290 and encodes 429 amino acids. Gene Ontology annotation, cellular component: plasma membrane. Gene Ontology annotation, biological process: adenylate cyclase-activating G protein-coupled receptor signaling pathway. The transcript is spliced from 2 exons. NCBI's taxonomy places the organism in Eukaryota, Fungi, Ascomycota, Eurotiomycetes, Eurotiales, Aspergillaceae. Gene Ontology annotation, molecular function: G protein-coupled receptor activity. The record is from RefSeq and is a predicted model, not a curated record.